AUGGACAGCAUAAGCACAGAUUUGCUCCUACUCCUGGCUCUCGUCUGUCUGUUCCUGACCAUCGGCUCAAGGGGCAAAGACCAGCUGCCCCCAGGCCCCAGACCCCUCCCACUCCUGGGAAACUUGCUGCAGCUUCGCUCCCAAAACAUGCUGACCUCCCUCACCAAGCUGAACAAGGAUUUCGGUUCAGUGUACCUGGGGCCCAGGCGGGUGGUGGACCUCAGCGGGUACCAAGCUGUGAAGCAGGCUCUUGUGGACCAGCGGGAGGUGUUUAGUGGCUGUAGAGACUACCCUGUCUUUUUCUUUUCAUACUUUUGGGGUGUUGUUAUGCUGCAUGUUAGGUGGCCAGGAGCGUGUGUUCUGUGCUGCUACUGGUGUUACUACUGCCUGGGGUCUGGUGUGUUGCACACUGCGUCUCCCGAGCCGAGCCGCCGACCCGUUAGCCCCUCACCCUCAGGCGAGCCCUUCGACCCCAAGUUUGUGCUGAGCCGCUUGGAGUCCAACAUUAUCUGCUCCGUGAUCUUCGGCACCCGUUUCGACUACGAAGAUAAACGUCUGCUCACCAUUACCCACCCCAUCAAUGACAACUUCCAAAUCAUGAGCAGCCCCUGGGGAGAGCGGUACAAUAUCUUUCCGAGCCUCCUGGACUGGGUACCCGGGCUGCACCAACACCUUUUCCAGAACUUCGGACGCAUGAAGGACCUCAUCGCCCGCAGCGUCUGUGACCACCAACAGGCCUCCCUCGACCCAAACUCUCCGCAGGACUUCAUUGAUUGCUUCCUUACCAGGAUGGCACAGGAGAGGCAGGACCCGCUGAGCCACUUCCACAUGGAUACUCUGCUGAUGACCACACACAAUCUGCUCUUUGGAGGCUCCGAGACGCUGCGCCACGCUUUCCUCGCGCUCAUGAAGUAUCCAAAAGUGCAGGUCCGCGUGCAGGAGGAGAUCGACCGCGUGUUGGGACGCUCGUGGCUGCCUGCGCUGGAGGGCCGAGCGGCCAUGCCUUACACAGAUGCGGAGAUCCACACGGUGCAGCGCUGCGCAGACGAUCCCAUGAGCUCUCCUCACCGCGUCACUCGGGACACGACUUUUCAAGGCUUCCUGCUACCGCGGGGCACGGAUCUGCUCACCCUCUUUAAUACAGUCCACCAAGACCGCAGCCAAUUUCUGACGCCCUGGGAAUUCAACCUUGAGCAUUUUCUGGAUGCCAAUCAGUCCUUCAAGAAGAGACCUGCCUUCAUGCCUUUCUCGGCCCGUGAGAGUGGUCAGGCCCCGUAUUCCACCUGCAUUCCCCAGGCCUAA
Molecule: messenger RNA, 1302 nt
Organism: Kogia breviceps (pygmy sperm whale)
Lineage: Eukaryota; Metazoa; Chordata; Mammalia; Artiodactyla; Physeteridae
Source: RefSeq, a predicted model, not a curated record